UUGCACGUUUACAACACAUGCCAAAUCUCCCUUCUCUCUCCUCAACGCAACUGAAAAAUCAAAAUUAAAACCUCAUCAAAUUCAUCUUCUCUUCCGAUCCUACACAACAACUGCUACACGUAAAAAUCUGCACAAACUCUAUCGAUCACUACAACAAUAUUCCUCUGAUCGGAGUUAAGCAAUAAUAUGGAAUCGGAGCAGUUAAUUCCCGCCGGAGGUAGUGGAUCGCACUACGUGCAAAUGCAAUCUGAGCCCUCGAGACUGUCAUCGUUCUUCUCGUUUCAUCAAAAUCCGCCUGAGUCAACUCGGAUUUUCGAUGAGUUACCGAAGGCCACAAUUGUGCAAGUUUCUCGUCCCGAUGCCGGCGAUAUUAGCCCCAUGCUUCUUUCCUAUACUAUCGAUUUCCAGUACAAACAGUUCAAAUGGCAGUUAGUGAAGAAAGCCUCACAUGUAUUUUAUUUGCACUUUGCAUUAAAGAAACGUGCGAUUAUCGAAGAAAUUAAUGAGAAACAGGAACAGGUUUGUAUACCUUCUCUUCAGCAUAGUUAUAUUUCUAUAUUCUUGUUUGUUUUACAUGACUGGCUCUUUUUUAUGAAGGUUAAAGAAUGGCUUCAAAACCUAGGAAUCGGGGACCACCCAGCAGUUGUGCAUGAUGAUGAUGAACCCGAUGGCAAUGUAACAACAUCAAAUAUGGAGGGAAGUGUUAGAAACAGAGAUGUUCCAUCAAGCGCAGCCCUACCAAUGAUACGCCCAGCCCUUGGAAGGCAACAUUCCAUUUCGGAUCGAGCCAAAACCGCAAUGCAGGAAUACUUGAAUCAUUUUCUUGGGAACCUGGACAUUGUGAACUGCAGAGAGGUGUGCAAGUUUAUGGGGGCUUCUAAGUUAUCCUUUUGUCAAGAGUAUGGGUCCAAGCUAAAAGAAGAAUAUGUAUUAGUAAAGCAUUUACCAAAAAUUCCCGACAAGGAUGAUGACCGAAAAUGUUCUGCUUGUUCUUGGUUCAAUUGUUGUAAUGACAACUGGCAAAAGGUAUGGGCGGUAUUGAAACCUGGAUUCUUAGCCCUGCUAAAAGAUCCUUUUGACUCUGAGCCAUUGGACAUAAUUGUCUUUGACGUUCUACCUCCUUCAGAUGGGAAUGGUGAAGGUCGCGUAUCAUUAGCUAAAGAGACGAACGAACAUAAUCCUUUACGCCAUUCGUUUCUGGUAUCAUGUGGAAGCCGAAGUAUAACAAUAAGAAGUAGAAAUAAAACAAAAGUUAGGGACUGGGUUGCUGCAAUUAAUGAUGCAGGACUAAGGCCACCUGAAGGUUGGUGCCAUCCUCACCGGUUCGGUUCGUUUGCUCCACCUCGUGGUCUCACAGACGAUGGUAGUCAGGCUCAGUGGUUCGUUGACGGUCGAGCUGCAUUUGCAGCAAUUGCUUUAGCAAUUGAAGGCGCAAAAUCUGAGAUAUUUAUUUGUGGGUGGUGGUUAUGUCCAGAAUUGUAUUUAAGACGUCCUUUUCAAGCCCAUGCAUCCUCUCGCCUUGAUGCUUUGUUGGAAGCAAAAGCCAAACAAGGUGUUCAGAUUUACAUUCUCAUGUAUAAAGAGCUUGCGCUUGCACUGAAAAUUAAUAGCGUCUAUAGUAAGAAAAUGCUGGUUGCAAUCCAUGAGAAUGUGCGAGUUUUACGUUUUCCCGAUCAUUUCUCCAGUGGUGUGUAUCUAUGGUCCCACCAUGAGAAAUUGGUCAUUGUUGAUAAUGAUGUUUGCUUCAUUGGUGGACUUGAUCUUUGCUUUGGUCGUUAUGACUCAAAUGAGCACAAAGUGGGUGAUGAACCUGCUAUGUUUUGGCCUGGAAAGGACUAUUAUAACCCCCGGGAAUCUGAACCAAAUUCGUGGGAAGAUACAAUGAAGGACGAGCUGGACCGUAAAAUAUAUCCUCGUAUGCCAUGGCACGAUGUCCAUUGCGCCUUAUGGGGCCCACCAUGUCGUGAUGUCGCUCGACACUUUGUUCAGCGUUGGAAUUAUGCAAAGAGAAACAAAGCUCUCAACGAGCAAGGUAUUCCAUUACUCAUGCCUCAGCAACACAUGGUGAUCCCACAUUACAUGGGCAACAAUAGAGAACACGAGAACGAAAAUACAACAGUUGUGGACACUCAUCAAGUAAUCAACAGAGAGAAUUUUUCUUCAUCUGUAUCUUCUGAAGACAUCCCAUUGUUAAUCCCUCAAGAAGCUGAUGAGAUUGAUGCUUCUAAUAGACAAAUAAAGAUUAACGGGUCAAAUGAGUUUCAUGGUCAACCAAGUAGGCCUUCGAGGAGUUCUUUUUCUUUCAUGAAAUCCAAAGUUGAACCUUUAGCUCCAGAUAUGCCAAUGAGAGAUUUUGUGAACGGACGACACACGUUAAAUCUUGAGAAAGAAUUGUUCACUGGCAUUAAAUCUAAUGAUAAAGAAUGGUGGGAGAAUCAGGAGCGAGGUAGCCUACUUGUGUCAGCAGAUGAAUCAGGACAAGUUGGUCCUCGUGUUGCGUGUCGUUGUCAGGUUGUAAGGAGUGUCAGUCAGUGGUCAGCUGGGACAAGUCAAGUUGAAGAGAGCAUUCACAAUGCUUAUUGUUCCCUUAUUGAGAAAGCUGAACAUUUUGUCUACAUUGAGAACCAAUUUUUUAUCUCGGGUUUUGCUGGAGAUGAAAUAAUACGAAACCGUGUGUUGGAAUCCUUAUACAGACGUAUCAUCAGGGCAUAUCAUGAAAAACAACAAUUUAGGGUCAUUAUUGUGAUUCCACUCUUACCUGGCUUCCAGGGUGGCCUUGAUGAUGUGGGGGCCGCAUCUGUAAGAGCCAUAAUGCAUUGGCAGUAUCGAACAAUAUCAAGAGGAAAUGGUUCUAUAUUACACAAGCUCUCUGAUCUUCUAGGUCCUAGAGUUCAUGAUUACAUAUCUUUCUACGGUCUUAGGGCUUAUGGUAGACUUUCUGAUGGCGGUCUUAUCGCUUCCAGCCCGGUAUAUGUGCAUAGCAAGGUUAUGAUAAUUGAUGACAACACAGUCUUGGUUGGAUCUGCUAAUAUUAAUGAUAGGAGUUUGCUUGGAUUACGAGAUUCUGAGAUAGGAGUACUUAUUGAAGAUAAAGAAUUAGUGGAAUCUUUCAUGGGAGGCAAUCCGUGGAAAGCUGGAAAAUUUGCGUUAAGUCUUCGCCUUUCACUUUGGUCCGAACACCUUGGUCUUCAUAGUACAGAGAUUAACAAAAUAACUGACCCAGUGAUUGAUUCCACCUACAAAGAUAUAUGGAUGGCGACUGCAAGGACGAAUACCAUGAUCUACCAAGAUGUCUUCUCUUGCAUUCCUAAUGAUCUUAUACAUUCCAGAGCAUCGUUAAGGCAAUGUGUGAGUGAGAGAAAAGCAAAACUCGGGCACACUACCAUCGAUCUAGGAAUAGCCCCGAAGAGUCUCGAGUCCUAUGAAGAUGGAAUUGUGAAGGGAAUCGAUCCAAUGGAUAGAUUAUCAGCGGUGAAAGGCCAUCUGGUUUCUUUCCCUACAGAUUUCAUGUUAAAAGAAGAUUUACGGCCAAUGUUCAAUGAAAGCGAGUAUUACGCAUCACCUCAAGUUUUUCACUGAGUGUGAUGAAUAUGGUUUAACAGUACUGGAUUACCUUACAUUCAUUCAUCAAUGGGGUAAAAUAUUUACAUCAGGGAUAGUCACCAAAAACGAGAUGUACAUAAUGUACAUUCAUAUUGGAUCGGGACUUUGUUUUACUGUAAAUAGCUGUUGUAUAUCUCACCUAUUCAUGGUGAGUUGCACCUUCCAAGCUCGCGACUGGCGGUCCGAGCCAAUGUUCAAGUGACGAGAAUCCAUUCUUUUGGGGAUACGGGUUGAUGCUUUGUUCUGGUUACAGUUUGAAAGAGAGUUUUCUCUAUGCCCAUAGGUUGCAACUCUUAUAAUACUUGAUGUCUACUUUGAACCAUUCAUAUGUUAUAGAUACACUCUCUUCCCAUUAAUUUCAAAAUAAAUUGACAUUUUAAUUUUUC
Molecule: messenger RNA, 3989 nt
Organism: Helianthus annuus (common sunflower)
Lineage: Eukaryota; Viridiplantae; Streptophyta; Magnoliopsida; Asterales; Asteraceae
Product: phospholipase D zeta 1
Exons: 19
Coding region: 187-3579 (1130 amino acids)
Biological process (GO): intracellular signal transduction; phospholipid catabolic process; phosphatidic acid biosynthetic process
Cellular component (GO): plasma membrane
Molecular function (GO): D-type glycerophospholipase activity
Source: RefSeq, a predicted model, not a curated record